ACGGAGAGCGAGGAGGAGACCGAGGACGAGACCCAGGACGGGACCGAGGAUGAGACCAAGGACGAGACCGAGGACGAGAUCGAGGACGAGACCGAGGACGAGACCGAGGACGAGACCGAGGACGAGACCGAGGAGGAGACCAAGAACGAGACCGAGGAUGAGACCGAGGACGAGACCAAGAACGAGACCGAGGAUGAGACCGAGGACGAGACCGAGGAGGAGAUCGAGGACAAGACCGAGAGCGAGGAGGAAAACCCCGACGAUUUUUUCCUGCCGGCGCCUCUGAAGCGUACCGCCGUUGACAUGGACUCCGAGGACGAGAGCGAGGUUGAGACGAAAGACGAGACCAAGGACGAGAGCGAGGAGGAAAACCCCGACGAAGUUUUCAGCGUGUUCUUGUCAGCACCUCUGAAGCGUACCGCCGCUGACAUGGACUCCGAGGACGAGUUCGCCAGCGUGGCAAAAAAAUGCCAGCGUUGUGAGUGAUCAGGGGAAUCGUGCAUUGUUCAGGGCGGGCCUUAAGGGCUUUCGGGCGGAACUUAGUGUGAUGAAAUAUGAAUAUUGUUACGUAGAGUAGCUUUAUAAUCUACUCAAGUAAAGGAGAUUUUUUUUGAGUUUGCCUUUACAUAUGGAUCUUGCACUGUUGUAGUAGUGAACAGGAAUAUGCAUUAACUGUGCAGGUUAUUUUU
Penaeus chinensis is the source of this 689-nucleotide messenger RNA. RefSeq names its product tripartite motif-containing protein 44-like. The annotation marks the transcript as partial. NCBI's taxonomy places the organism in Eukaryota, Metazoa, Arthropoda, Malacostraca, Decapoda, Penaeidae. The transcript has a single exon. The record is from RefSeq and is a predicted model, not a curated record.